CACAGCAUUCCCGCCUGGGCGACAAGAGUGAAACUCCGUCUAAAAAUAUAUGUAUGCGAAUGGGCUGGAUAUUCUCUUCAAUUGCCCCUGGGGAUUAUCUCAGUUCCAACCUGUGUUUUGAGAGGCUGAGCUCAAAUGAACACAUUAUCAGAGCACAUAAACUUGGCCCCUGAAUUGUAAAUUCAGCCAAUGGAAGGCACUGGUGAUCAGAGGUAGGGUAUUAAUUCGACGGGCUCUCUCCCUGCCAUGUGUUCGUUGGCAAAGGUACACGUUCUCUAUAUUAGUCCACGGCCUUUGUCAGGCAGGUCAUGCAGUUCCAAUAAACGUUUUCAACUGACAAGAUGAAAGAAUCCCAAGUCUCAUUUGGAGGAAUGCUAUCACUAACUAGGAUUCCUGGAGCUAAAACAUUACGUAAGAUAUAAACUCUUAUUGUGUUAAGAUGCUGAUAUUUUGAGGUUUAUUUAUCACAGUAACUAGCAUUACACCAACAGAUAUACAGUAUGUAAAUUUACUUAAGGUUGAAAUCCCUUCCUAGCUUUGAAGGCUACCCAGUGAUCUCCCACUCUUUACACCCUGGUUUGCCUGAUGUGAGUUAUCUUUAUAUCUUUACUAUCUAGGUCACCCCUAUGCUUCAUCUCCUAUACCAAAGUGCAUUCUUUGCACUUACAUCUUUUUCUUCUGAACUCACUGCUGUCACCUUCAACAUCUGCUACAUUUUGGAAACCAGAUAAAAAAUGUUCUAUCAUUGGCCAUUCUGAAUUCAGUUCUCUCUCAUUUCCUUUUUCACCAAGUUGUGUUUUGGCUUAGACUUCAUAAACUUCCACUUUCUGAAUGAAGGUGCAUCUAUUCUACUCCUUAAACACAAACAUAGUUUCCCACUACUGUGAAAAUGUAACCAAUUUCAGUUCUUUCACCAACCUGCUCCAAACCACAAGAGGAGUUAUUUGUUCCAGCCUCCUGUGUGGACUGCUUUCCUAUCAAAGCACCUCAGACAUGCAUGAGGAAGAAAUAUACACCUCUCUUCAGUGGGAUAGUCCAGCACCAAACACUUACCAGAAAUGUCUGUCUUCCAACAAAUGUUCAGGAGCAUGGUGUCUUGUGACGGUGAUUUCCUGUAUUUUCUGCAUGGGGUUAUUAACAGCAUCCGUUUUCUUGGGCGUCAAGUUGUUGCAGGUGUCCACCAUUGCGAUGCAGCAGCAAGAAAAACUCAUCCAACAAGAGAGGGCACUACUAAACUUUACAGAAUGGAAGAGAAGCCAUGUCCUUCAGAUGAAAUUUUGUCAAACCUUCAUGCAAAGCUCUUUUAGUUCAGCCCAUAACUGCAGUCCUUGUCCAAACAACUGGAUUCAGAACAGAGAAAGCUGUUACUAUGUCUCUGAACAUUGGAGAAUUUGGCACACCAGUCAAGAGAAUUGUUUAAAGGAAGGUUCCACACUGCUACAAAUAGAGAGCAAAGAAGAAAUGGAUUUUAUCACUGGCAGCUUGAGGAAGAUUAGAGGAAGCUACGAUUACUGGGUGGGUUUGUCUCAGGAUGGACACAGCGGACGCUGGCUUUGGCAAGAUGGCUCCUCUCCUUCUCCUGGCCUGUUGCCAGUAGAGAGAUCCCAGUCAACGAACCAAGUCUGUGGAUACAUCAAAAACAGUUCCCUUCUUUUGUCUAACUGCAGCACUUGGAAGUAUUUUAUCUGCGAGAAGUAUGCGUUAAGAUCCUCUGUCUGAAAGAAAUUGUGUUCAAAGUGUUCUAUUACACUGUUAUUUGGAAUAGGCCAUUGGAAAACUCACCCUCCAACAUCCCCGCAAAAAAAAAAAAAAAAAAAAAA
Molecule: messenger RNA, 1820 nt
Organism: Chlorocebus sabaeus (green monkey)
Lineage: Eukaryota; Metazoa; Chordata; Mammalia; Primates; Cercopithecidae
Gene: CLEC9A
Product: C-type lectin domain containing 9A
Biological process (GO): receptor-mediated endocytosis
Cellular component (GO): membrane; cell surface
Source: RefSeq, a predicted model, not a curated record